Messenger RNA from Humulus lupulus (European hop), 1093 nucleotides. Its product is annotated as structural maintenance of chromosomes flexible hinge domain-containing protein GMI1-like. Lineage: Eukaryota; Viridiplantae; Streptophyta; Magnoliopsida; Rosales; Cannabaceae. Bases 50 to 397 code for a protein of 115 amino acids. The record is from RefSeq and is a predicted model, not a curated record. The transcript is spliced from 3 exons.
GAUUUUUAUUAUUGGAUUGAAACCUGGCGACUGCAGUAGAUGAUUUCACAUGUUAACAAUGUGUCCUAUAUUUUCCUCUCUCCAUAUGUUUGAUGCAUAUGGAAAUCAUGUUGUGGGAGGCUUGGAAGUUCAGUUGGAUGUUGAGGGAUUUGAGAUGCUAGAUCAACUAGGCCCGAGGCAUAAGGUGGACCAUCAUGGACGUGUCGACCUUAGUGGCCUCUUGAAAGUAACAGCUGGUUAUGGAGAGAAUGCAUCGCUCUCUGUGUCAUCAGGCAAUAAAGUCUUUUUUAAACAAGAAUUUCAGAUUGAGAAAAGAGAACUGAGAAUCGCAUCGAAGGUCAGUGAUUAUCUGCUUCAUAUGUUGCUAAUUUUCUUUUUCCCACCUUUUCUUAUCUAAAAAUAUUGUGACUAGGUACCUGAGAUUCUUACUGUUGGUUCCAAACUAGAAAAUAUCAUUUUUGAAAUUGUCAACUGUGAGGGUAUUGUGGAUGAUACUAUCCACGAUGAAGAGAAAACUGGCCUGUCACAUAUGCUAACAAUAAAGGCUGAUUGGCUUAAUUUGGGAGAGUCUAUCUGGUAUACUUUCAAGCAUGGGCGCUGCAUUGUUCCUGCUAUUCCUUUAUCUAAAAUUGCACGAAACUAUAGCUUCUUAGCUAUCCAUUCUCUCCAUUCAAACCUUAGUCUGAAUGUUGAGGUGGGAACAACUAUGUAAAAGCUAUAUGUGAUGUUUUUGUUUUGUUGCUUGAAGUAGUUUACAAACCAUUACUUAUUGGACGAUUGCUAUACUCCAUAUGCAGGUUCAUGUCAAACCUACUAUACCAAAUCCAAAAGUGGAGCAUGAUGGAAAAAACUUCUCCACGGUCAUUGAAAAUAAUAAAAAGGUACAAGCAUACAACUACUAAUUGUCACUUUUACACUACUUUUCAAAGAAUAUGCAGUUUUUAUCUUGGCACGGACUAACCAUUGUAAUAAUUAUUUUUAUUCAUCUAUAUUGAGUUUCACAGGCUUUAGGAAGAUAGAUCUUCCCUUCGUGUACACAUUUCAUGCUGGAUUUAGGAUUUCUUGAGUUUCUUUAUUUCUCUACAGGUCUUUG